Molecule: messenger RNA, 4750 nt
Organism: Orbicella faveolata
Lineage: Eukaryota; Metazoa; Cnidaria; Anthozoa; Scleractinia; Merulinidae
Product: gamma-aminobutyric acid type B receptor subunit 1-like
Biological process (GO): gamma-aminobutyric acid signaling pathway; G protein-coupled receptor signaling pathway
Cellular component (GO): G protein-coupled receptor heterodimeric complex; membrane
Molecular function (GO): G protein-coupled GABA receptor activity
Source: RefSeq, a predicted model, not a curated record
GGAUAAGUUUUUCUCAAUAACCCACGCGCAGUGAGCGCAACUCUCUGAGACGCGCUCAAAUUCGACUGAAAAGACUCCUUUAAUAAGCGCUGUCGACAGCACAUAAUCUCAACAAGAGCACAAAAUGAUACACUUUUGGCCAUCUGUUAGCGCCCUUUGCAUUUUAUUUGUGUAUUUCACUGCCAAUUUGCCGCCGAAAACCGCAGUUAGUACACUGUAUGUAGGAGGGCUGUUUCCAAUGAGUGGGUCCUCGGCGUUCUCGGCGGGAAAGUCACUCCUUUCUGCCAGUGAACGUGCGAUUGAGAUGGUGAACAGACGAAGUGAUGUGCUACCCGGUUACCGACUUCAACUGAUCUGGAAUGACACGCAGUGUGAUCCAGGGCAUGGGACGAAUGCUCUGUUUGAGUCCCUCUACACCAGACCCCCAAUGAUAAUGCUGCUAGGAGCUGCGUGUUCAUCGGUAACCCGAGCAACAGCGCAGAUUGGAAGGCUGUGGAACCUGUUGCAGGUGUCAUACGCCUCCACUGCCUCUGAUCUGUCCAAUAAGCAGAAGUAUCCUUUGUUGUUUAACAUCGUACCACCAGACUCGGCACAUAACAACGCGAAGAUGGCUUUCCUGAAAUACUUUAAAUGGAACAGGAUUGCCACCAUACGGCAAAACGAUUACGUUUUUGAUGAGGUGAUGGGCACAUUCCAAGAAAAACUAAUAAACAACGACUUCGAGCUCAUAGCUUCGGAGUUGUUCAGUGGUGAUCCUAGGUUGCAGCUUGAAAAUCUAAAGGAAAAAGAUGCCCGUAUUAUAGUGGCUAUGCUUCACGAAGAUCACGCUCGGAAAGUGUUUUGUGAGGCUUACAAGCAAGGAAUGUUCGGUGAGCAUUACAUGUGGCUGGUGCUUGACUGGUAUGACAACAGGAAAUGGUGGUUGGUGAAAGAUAAUGAAGUAGAUUGUACAGAAGAACAGAUGAAAAAGGCCGUGGAGGGAUACUUCUCUAUUGAAAGCGCCAGAAUUGUUUCAAAUAACCAGCCAACAGUAUCUGGAAUGACGUCUGAAGAAUUCCUACAGACUUACGUCACGAACAACUCGGAUCUUUACGUGCCAUUUGUGUUUGACUCAGUGUGGACAAUUGCCCUGACACUAAACAACUCCAUGCAUCAACUCAAGACCACGUUGAACAAAUCUUUAGUGGAUUUCACUUACAAAGACAGCCGCAUGGUACAAAUUUUUAAAAAGACACUGGAAAAAGUGAAUUUCCGAGGAAUAACGGGGACAAUAAAAUUUUCAGACACGGGCGAAAGAACAAGACCAGCUUGUAUAAAACAAAUGCAAAAUGGCGAGCCAGUGGUGGUGGGUACAUAUUUUCCCGAUAGCGACAAAACUGUCUUCGGCGGAGCUAAAGUGUUAUGGCAAGGGGGCGCGCCCCCUACAGAUGGCAAAGUUACUAUAUAUGAGAUGCAGUACAUUUCUACGCCGUUGUUUUGGGUCAUCGUUGUUUUGGCCAGCGGUGGCAUUCUCCUAGCGCUGUACUUCUUAAGAUUCAACAUUGUGCGGCGAGAGCACAGCUAUAUCAAGCUAUCAUGUCCAAACUGCAAUAACCUGAUUAUUCUAGGCUGUGUCUUCAUCUACGUAUCUGUAUACAUGGUCGCCAUUGACGGCAAACGAGUGUAUGAAAGUUCACUUGCAGGACUAUGUAUGGCCAGAGGUUUUCUCCUGUCUAUUGGCUACAGUUUAGCGGUUGGGGGAAUGUUUUCAAAGAUGUGGAGAGUAUAUCAAAUCUUCAACAACGUUAAACCCAAACAAAAGACAUUCAAGAACAAGGAGCUUCUUGGCGUUAUGUUAUUCCUGGUGGUUGUUGACUUAUCGGUGAUGUCAGUGUGGAUUGGAGUGGAUACACCUCAGAUAGUAACAACUGACUUACAGUCACAGGUUAGAGAAGAAUCUCAUUUAAGGAUCGUUCCACAGCAACAAGGUUGUACUUCCAAAUAUUAUACAACGUGGCUGUACAUUCUGCUUGGUUACAAAGUUCUCGUGCUGGUGAUUGGCUGCUUCAUCGCGUGGGUCACGCGUAAGGUCAAAGUCCACUCCCUCAAUGACUCGCAUUUUGUGUGCAUGGCCAUAUAUAGCAUAGCAGUGUGCGUCAUAGUGGGGAUACCGCUGGCCUUUCUGAUCGAUGGGUAUGUGGACGCUCUAGUGGGAUGUCUGUCGUUUUUCCUGCUCCUUCCCACAACAGUCACGCUGUGUUUACUCUUUGUUCCAAAGAUUAUCAAGCUCAAGAGCAAUGUACAGGAGCGGUUGCGAAUUAAUUCUUUAUCUACCACACGCGAUACCACAGUAAGCUUCGCUGAAGCAAACAAUGGAUCUGUAGAAUCCACACAGUCCGUGAAUGAUCCUAACGUGGUCGCAAGACUUCAGGAAGAGAUAGCCACGCUUAAGCAUGAAAUACGAGCGAUCAAGAUCCAACAUGGAGAAAACGCAACAUCGAAUUUAUCCGUAAGGAUUGCUGACCCGGUUGAGAAUGGCAGGGAAGGAAAAUCCUUCACUCAACCAGCUCCUAAGCCGUCACCGAGGCCGCAACUUGGGAAACGUUCGGUCACGUGUCAUACCUAUCAAGAACUGUGCGUUCGAAAGCCGAGACGCCGGCGGCGGUCGAGUUCUUUUUCCGGGCCUUACUUGCAACGACGAUCGCUCGAUCUUGGGGCUAUGUUUUCGGAGCUGGCCGAUCCCUUGUUGGUCCUUAAGGCGGAGAACAAAGACCUUCACAGAAAGCUUCAGGAGGCCAGAAUUUCUGAGGCUGGUAAACUAGCUAAAGUGUUACGCGAAAACGCGCAGUUGAAUAAGAAAAUUGUCGAGAUGAACAUCAAGAACGCGCCCAGCGACGAGGUUGAGAAGGUUUCCCGUUUGUUGAAGGAAAAUUCUGAACUGAAGAAACAAUUAGGGGAAGUCAGCAUUUUGAAUUCAGCGUGGUGCGAUGUCACCCCUCGAUUGCAAAGGAAACAAAAUGAGGACAGGAAGAUUUCCAAAGAUCUUAGAGAGCUUACACAGCUUCUCAGUGUCGACCUCGGAGCCCGCAGACCCGGUUCAUUUGGGCCCUCCUCAAUCAACCGCCCCCCUCCAGUAGGACGCUCGCAAUCAUCCAGCGAGCUGCAGCUAUCCAAUCGAAAUGGAAGCAGCUCUUCUGAGAAGAAAAUAAUGAUCAGUCCCCUGGCAAAGGAGAAGGCCAAGAGAUUCAGUUUCGAUAGCGUUGGAAAGAAGCAGAAUUUCUGCGCUAAGGAGUCUGGGGCUGAGAUAGCGCUAUUGGUUAGUGACGCAUCACCGCUGACACCACGGCGCCCGUUAAAUGAAUCUGAGCUUGCAAAUAGCCCUGGUACGAUUCGGAGGGAUAACAUAGAUGGCUGCGAAUCGGAGAAGGAUAGUUCCGAUAUCGGCGAAAGGACUAAUGCGGGUUUCAGCGGCGAUGAAGAUGAAGACACGUGUGUUUUCAAAUCGGAGGAUUUUUUAAAUUCUUCAAAUUCUUCAUCAAACAAGGUAGAGACAGCAAAGGAUAGCCAAAUGUGCGAUCCUAUACUUACACAGCUUCUCAGUGUCGACCUCGGAGCCCGCAGACCCGGUUCAUUUGGGCCCUCCUCAAUCAACCGCCCCCCUCCAGUAGGACGCUCGCAAUCAUCCAGCGAGCUGCAGCUAUCCAAUCGAAAUGGAAGCAGCUCUUCUGAGAAGAAAAUAAUGAUCAGUCCCCUGGCAAAGGAGAAGGCCAAGAGAUUCAGUUUCGAUAGCGUUGGAAAGAAGCAGAAUUUCUGCGCUAAGGAGUCUGGGGCUGAGAUAGCGCUAUUGGUUAGUGACGCAUCACCGCUGACACCACGGCGCCCGUUAAAUGAAUCUGAGCCUGCAAAUAGCCCUGGUACGAUUCGAAGAGAUAACAUAGAUGGCUGCGAAUCGGAGAAGGAUAGUUCCGAUAUCGGCGAGAGGACUAAUGCGGGUUUCAGCGGCGAUGAAGAUGAAGACACGUGUGUUUUCAAAUCGGAGGAUUUUUUAAAUUCUUCCAAUUAUUCAUCAAACAAGCUAGAGACCGCAAAGGAUAGCCAAAUAUGCGAUCCUAUAAAUAACGUCAUGUUUAACACAAACGGUUGCGCAUUACCAGAUGCGAAAGAGGAGCUGGAGAGCAAUGAAAAUGACACUACAAUGGAUCAAAGUGGUAAUUUGGCCCUUAAUGUGACGAGCGUGAAUGGGCCAAUAGGGACUAAAUCGCAAGGCACCAGUGACCACUUAGGGGCCACGGUUGAUCAACAUGUGAAAGGCCCCAUUGUAAGCGUUCAUAAUGACACACCAGUGAUUGGUCGAGAUCACUUUUCGGGGCCAAAACAAGAUGAUGCUACAGUUCUGAGAUCGGACGCUAUUCUUGAACCAACAACUGAAGGCAUUGAAAUUCCGAUGAAAAAUUCAGCUUUUAACACUGCAAUUGAUGACAAUGACAAUUUUCCAAGCCUCAAAGGGGUCGAAGAAAGCGACCUUGCUGGAAGGAAUUCAGAAAUGAACCAUUUCUUGGAAGAAACUGGGGCAAUAGCAAGUCAAGAUGAAGAAAACAUGAACUCAUCGGACAGGACACUUGAUGCGGUCGUACAUGAUGCGAGUGUUGAAGCAAAGGCGCUUGUUUUUAACAAGGAAAGCGCAAAAGAUGCCCCAGCUUAUAAGAAAAAGCUGCAGAGGAAAAAGGAUAAGAAGAAAAACGACAAAAUAGAGAAAACAUUUUUUGUUUAA